Polyodon spathula (Mississippi paddlefish) is the source of this 8270-nucleotide messenger RNA. RefSeq names its product E3 ubiquitin-protein ligase HECW2-like. NCBI's taxonomy places the organism in Eukaryota, Metazoa, Chordata, Actinopteri, Acipenseriformes, Polyodontidae. Gene Ontology annotation, biological process: regulation of dendrite morphogenesis. Bases 1144 to 5655 code for a protein of 1503 amino acids. The record is from RefSeq and is a predicted model, not a curated record. The transcript has 30 exons. Gene Ontology annotation, molecular function: ubiquitin-protein transferase activity; protein binding.
CCAGCCAGGGGAUUCACAUUAUUUAUAACCAGAGCAGCAGCGCAAUGUCAGUAAACAAAGCAGAGAGAAAAGAGAACGUUUUUUGUUUGUUUGUUUUUUGUUUUGUUUUUUAAUAUUCAUAAAAGGAACACGCCUGCCUGCUUGCCUAUACUUACUGCGUGACUUUUGGAAUUCACCCUUUAAUCCAACGAGAGAGAUGUCAUAACUAAAAUGGGACGAUGUGUAUUUUACUUUAUGUUUGAUAUCACCCACUCAAAAAGCCCCGUAUUCUUUCCUACUACAUGGCACAGCAUGUUUCUCUUCUGUUCCUAGUGCCGCUAUUGAAAAAAAAAAACUGUGACGUUGUCCUGGACAAAAUAAUUACAUGAGCGCUUGGGUUGCAUCGUAUUAUAAUAAAGGACCGACGCGAGUAACGUGGGAAACAGAGGAGAAUAUUAAACUAAGGAAAACAUUGCUGCUUGCAAUGCAUCUCGUAGUAAAAGGGUGAUGUUGGUGCUGCAGCGGAAACCAGGAGAAGCGGAUGCAAGGAUUUAAAUAAAUAAGAAAUGAGGCGUCUCAGGGAGCCGAGUUGUAGAGGAUAUCUCGCACCUAAAAAAAGGUUGGUUAAAAUUACAACCCCCCAAAAUAGGAAAAUCCCGUAAUACCUCGGAAUUGCUUCGUAACCCCUCCUAAACUGCGUGCCUGGACUAAAGGGAGUGUUACACACUACAGUGCAGCAAGACAGCAGCCGUGACUCCAAAACAGCGGAUGGAUGGAUCCUGAGAUAACACACCUGGGGUUCAAAACUGGCACUACUGGGUUUACACAAAAGAAGGACACAGGACGAUUUUUUAAAAUCUUGAAGUGUUGCGCAGAGUAUUCUUGUUAUUCGCUUGGGUCUUCAGAGAAGUCGCCGCCCAACUCCCCUAGCCCUCCCUCCUCUACCGUCCUCAAUUCAGAAACAGGCCCCUUCAAACCGCAAACCCAACCCAUUUGCUCUAAAUCCCAAUUUGACCUGCUUGUUAUCACGUCCCCUUUUAUAUUACAUCCCAUCUCUUUAAGCCUGACACCUUUAUCAAGCCCGACUCCUACGGUCUCACACACCUUGCCUCAGCGAUUCAGUGGACCCCCCACUGUCCACUCCCUGCGCUCCCCUCGCUCUGAAUGGCCAUGGCAGCCUCUGCGCGGGAGCACCUGCAGUACGUGCGCCGUCGCAAUCCCCAGAUGCGCUACACGCUGAGCCCGGAGAACCUGCAGAGUCUGGCUGCCCAGAAUGCAGGCCCUGCCGAGCCAAUGGGCUUCCAGCGCGCCAACAGCGACACGGACCUGGUCACCUCCGACAGCCGCUCCUCGCUCACCGCCAGCACCUACGAGUUCACGCUCGGCCUGGCGCAGGACCUCAUCAUCUCCUGGGACAUCAAGGAGGAGGUGGAUGCCACGGACUGGAUCGGCCUGUACCACAUCGAUGAGAACUGCCCCUCAAAUGUGUGGGACUCGAAGAACCGCGGGGUGAACGGCACCCAGAAGGGGCAGAUUGUGUGGCGGCUGGAGCCUGGGCCAUACUUCAUGGAGCCUGAAAUAAAGAUCUGUUUCAAGUAUUACCACGGGGUGAGCGGUGCUCUCCGCGCAACGACGCCCUGCAUCACUGUCAAGAACCCUGGGGUGGUGGUGGGAGUGGAGGGGCUGGCUGAAGGAGACAUGGUCACACAGCCCUGUCGGAAACUCGUCAGCUUCACACUGUCAGAUCUCCGAGCCCUGGGCUUGAAGAAGGGCAUGUUCUUUAACCCCGACCCGUACCUGAAGAUGUCCAUCAAGCCAGGAAAGAAGAUCUCCUUCCUCACCUUCGCCCACCAUGGCCAGGAGAGACGGUCCACCAUCAUCGCCAACACCACCAACCCAGUGUGGCGCGGCGAGAAGUAUUCCUUUGUGGCCUUGCUCACUGACGUGUUGGAGAUUGAGGUGAAGGACAAGUUCGCCAAGAGCCGACCGAUUAUCAAGCGCUUCCUGGGGAAACUUGUCAUCCCAGUCCAGAGACUGCUGGAGAGGAACGCCGCUGGGGAUCAGGUCCUGAGCUACAUGCUUUGCCGGCGGCUCCCCACGGACCAUGUGAGCGGGCAGCUGCAGUUCAGAGUGGAGAUCACCUCCUCUGUGCAUGAAGACGCCUCUCCGGACACCAUGGGCACUUUCCUGGUGGCAGCGACGGUGAACGGGGACCCGGAGAGCCCCUCUGAUGAUGAUGACCUGCCGGGGGACCAUCCUACGGCCAGGGGCCCAUCCCCCACAUGUACGGAGGGGUCUCAGCCGGGGGAGGCAGCCCCCCAGCCCUUCUCCAGCGAGACCGGGGGGAGAGAGGAGGAGGAGGAGCAGGAGGAACGGCCACAGCCGGCAGAGAGCGAGUCCCCGACCCACUGCAACCAGACCGUGCGGCAGGAAUCCUUCACCGACUGCCUGGACGCUCUGGAUCCCAAACCGGGGGCCAGGGUCAGGGCAGCAGGCCCCAGUGAGAGGCCCAUCGGCGGGGCCUCCCCCAAACUGAGGAGCAGCUUCCCUACGGACACGCGGCUCAGCGCCAUGCUGCACAUCGACUCAGACGAGGAGGACGAGCAGCUAGAGGAGGAGGGGGCGCCGCUGGAGGGGGGGCUGCUGAUGCUGAACGGGGAGAUGCGGCAGCUCAGUGGCAGCAGGGAGGCCAAGGGGGAGGGAGAGGAGGAGGAGGAGGAGGAGGAAGAGGAGGAGGAGGAGGGUGUGGGCAGUCUGCACCAGCUCCUGGAAAGACUGCCCUCCACACACCUGCUCGGGGACGACGAGGCGGAGGAGAGGGAGUCCGGAGCUAUGCAGGACCAGGACAGUGAGACCACGGAGGGGGCGGUCAGCUUGGGGAACGGCACUGCCCACCUGUCAUCCAUGGCCUGCUCCUCCUCCUUUGAGAGCACACGCUUCCCAGCCUUCUUCUCACAGGAGGAGGAGGACGGGGAUGCAGCGGCCACUGCAGAUCCAGGGGGAGGGGCUUCCUCUGAGGCCACACACCCUGCAUCCUCUGACACCAUUGAUGAGGAGGGAGGGGCCUGUGGGGGGGCGGUAGGUGGGGAGGAGCCUCAGCCAACUGUCUCAGCCAGUGAGGAAGAGGGAGAGGAGAUUCGGCAGAGGAGGCGGAGCAUGCAGGCAGCAGGCGGCGAGUCUCUGGAAGGGGAAGUGAGGUCAGCAGGGACUGUGGCAGAGGCAGGGGCAGACGGGUCUGAAGACUCGGGUCAGGGAGCAGUGGAGACAGACCGAGACGCAGACUCCCAGUCGAAUGAACACCAGCCCAUGCGCUCCCUGCCUUCCGUGCGGCAGGAGAUGGGCCGGUACCAGCGGGUGGACGAGUCACUGCCUCCCAACUGGGAGGCGCGCAUCGACAGCCACGGGCGCAUUUUCUACGUGGACCACGUGAACCGGACCACCACGUGGCAGAGGCCCACCACGCCGGCCGCCUCCCAGGUCCUGCAGAGAUCCGACUCCAUACAGCAGAUGGAGCAGCUGAACCGCAGGUACCAGAGUAUCCGCAGGACCAUAACCAAUGAUCGCUCGGAGGACCAGGCUCCAGAGGCUCCCCCUGAGGACAGUGACCUGAUGCACUACACUAUCCCAGAGUACCGGCGUGACAGCACCCUGCCCCCCUCCAGCUCGCGCUCCCGCCUCUCCCUGCUGCUGCAGUCCCCCUCCGUCAAGUUCCUGACCAGCCCCGAGUUCUUCACCAUGCUGCAUUCCAACCCUAGUGCCUAUCGUAUGUUUACAAGCAACACGUGUCUGAAACACAUGAUCACCAAGGUGCGCCGAGACACGCACUACUUCGAGCGCUACCUGCACAACCGUGACCUGGUGACGUUCCUCAACAUGUUUGCCAACAAGCAGCUGGAGCUGCCACGUGGCUGGGAGAUGAAACACGACCACCAGGGCAAGCCCUUCUUCGUUGAUCACAACUGUCGCAGCACGACCUUCAUCGACCCCCGGCUCCCCCUGCAGAGCAGCCGCCCCACCAGCGUGCUGGCACACCGGCAACACCUGACCCGGCAGCGCAGCCACAGCGCAGGAGAGGUGAGCACGCGCCACCUGGUUGCCGAUGAAUCUCGGCACUCGGGCCCCCCGCUUCUGCCACGCCCAUCCAGCACCUUCAACACAGUGAACCGGAACCAGUACCAGGACCUGGUGCCAGUGGCCUACAAUGAUAAAAUUGUGGCAUUUCUGAGACAGCCCAACAUCUUCGAGAUCCUGCAGGAGAGGCAGCCGGAGCUCGUCAGGAACCACCCACUCAGGGAGAAGGUGCAGUUCAUCCGCAGUGAGGGCACCACAGGGCUGCUGAGACUCUCCAGCGAUGCAGACCUGGUCAUGCUGCUCAGUCUGUUUGAAGAAGAGGUGAUGUCAUACGUUCCUCCACACACCUUACUGCAUCCCAGCUACUGUCAGUCACAGCGGGGCUCGCCAGUCUCCUCCCCACAGAACUCUCCAGGUACCCAGAGAGCCAACGCCCGUGCCCCUGCACCCUACAAGAGAGACUUUGAGGCCAAACUGCGCAACUUCUACCGGAAACUGGAGACCAAGGGCUACGGACAGGGGCCGGGGAAGUUAAAGCUUAUCAUUCGGAGAGAUCACCUGCUGGAAGACGCCUUCAAUCAGAUCAUGGGCUACUCCCGCAAGGACCUGCAGAGGAACAAGCUCUACGUCACCUUUGUGGGAGAGGAAGGGCUGGAUUACAGCGGCCCCUCGCGGGAGUUCUUCUUCCUGGUGUCCCGGGAGCUGUUUAAUCCGUACUACGGCCUGUUUGAGUACUCGGCUAACGACACCUACACCGUGCAGAUCAGCCCCAUGUCUGCCUUCGUGGACAACCAUCACGAGUGGUUCCGGUUCAGUGGCCGUAUCCUGGGCCUGGCUCUCAUUCACCAGUACCUGCUGGACGCCUUCUUCACAAGACCCUUCUACAAGGGGCUGCUGAGGAUCCCCUGUGAGCUGAGUGAUCUGGAGUACCUGGACGAGGAGUUCCACCAGAGCCUGCAGUGGAUGAAGGACAACGACAUCAACGACAUGCUGGACCUCACCUUCACCGUCAACGAGGAGGUCUUCGGACAGAUCACUGAGCGUGAGCUGAAGCCAGGGGGCGCUAACAUCUCUGUGUCAGAGAAGAACAAGAAGGAGUACAUCGAGCGCAUGGUGAAGUGGAGGAUCGAGAGGGGCGUGGUGCAGCAGACUGAGAGCAUGGUCCGUGGCUUCUACGAGGUGGUGGAUGCCCGACUGGUGUCAGUGUUCGAUGCCCGGGAGCUGGAGCUGGUGAUUGCCGGCACAGCGGAGAUCGACCUGAGUGACUGGAGGAGCAACACGGAAUACAGAGGAGGUUACCAUGACAGCCACAUUGUGAUCCGGUGGUUCUGGGCAGCAGUGGAGCGGUUCAAUAAUGAGCAGAGGCUCCGGCUGUUGCAGUUUGUGACAGGCACCUCCAGCAUCCCCUACGAGGGCUUUGCUUCUCUGCGUGGGAGCAACGGACCCAGGAGGUUCUGUGUGGAGAAGUGGGGCAAGAUUACCUCGCUACCCAGAGCUCACACCUGUUUUAACCGGCUGGACCUGCCUCCCUACCCCUCCUUCUCAAUGCUGUAUGAGAAGAUGCUGACUGCGGUGGAGGAGACGAGCACCUUUGGCCUGGAGUGAGACCCUCCCCACCCCACCUCACUUCACCCUGCCUCCCUGCCACACACUGAUGGGUACCUAAGGAUGCCUGGAGCUCAGCAGGGACAUUCAGGAUGGACCUUCCUGGAGGGGCGUCUGACAGGCUUCAGUGGAGGAGGGAGCUCUGGGGAAGAGGGGGGGGGGGGAUUUUGGAUUAACAAAGCCUGACCUCAACUGAGGAGCAUAAGCCAUUCUAAGAAAAUAUGGGAUUAGGAUGCAGGAUUCAGGAGAUAGGGUUUUGGAUUCAGAAAGGGGGAUUGGAAGACUGCUGGAGGGAAUUCCUGCAAAGUCGUUGCUCCCAAGACCACUGUUCAGGAAGCUUGCAAUACACUCAAGAAAAGACAAGCUGGGAUUGGCUAGUACUGAAGGACACUCCUCUCUCCUCAAUAUCAACCAACUGGGAAUCAAAGAACAUACACCUCCACAAAUCACAGGAGAAAUGAAAGAAAGAAUACACAUAUUUCAAUAUUUAAAAUAUGUAUCUUUUAAAUAUUAAACACACACACACACAUAUAUAUACACACACAAAAAUUAGUUAUGAGUAAAGCUACCCUAUUGACAUGGUCAGGCGUAUUAUGAUUUAAUUAUUAUAUAUAUAUAUAAUAUAUAUAUAUAUAUAAACAAAAUUUUACAAGACUGGAUAAUCUCUAUAGCUUUGAGCUUUGACACACACAUGCACACGCACACACUGGACUGCUACUUGCAUAUAACCCUAGUACUAUUGAAUGUAUAUCAUGAAACAAUCCUAUGUGAAUGCUAUCUGAAGGAAUGAUUUUAUUUGGCUAAUACCCUUACUGCACUGUACUGUAGAGGCCCCCUCCUCUGUCUCACACUGUGCUUUGCAGGUGUGUUCGAGGGGAGCUUACUCUGAGAUUGGGGUCCUGAACUGUUUACCCACCGCACUUCAGAUGAUCAUUUUGGACUUGGACUGACUCAAGGACGAUCCUUUAGGAUCUUUUACGUUCAUUCCAGAGCAUCCUUUCUUUUCGACUUUCCUCGAUGUAACAGGUCACCCUCACACGCAGCGCCUUGCUCUUUUAAACAGUGACUGGCACUGCCCAGCAGCAACCCUGGAGGACAGAUCACAGGGUCACCCCCAAGACUGUGCUCUCAUUGCUGCUGCUGAAAGGUCUGGCGUCUCUGCACUGGCACACUGCAUUUAUUGUAGCACUUAAAAAAGAAUGUUAUGUUAGUAAGGGGUGUCCACAGGUUAAGUGGCUGAAUGUUCUAUUAAUAGAAUGAAUUGUGGGUGUGGGUGUGGGUGUGGGUGUGUGUGUCUGGGAGGGGGUGGGUACACAUGUAAGAAAGUCUCUGGUGGAAUCUUCUAUACAGGAAAUGCGCUGGACUGAAGGGCAGGGGGGAGGUGGAAAACCUGAUGAUAGGGUCCCAUUCCUCAAGGCCACACCCCCUCUAACAAGCUUUCUACAUGCUUUAAAGAACUCUGUUUCUUUCUGUGAGACUCUGUUUGUGUAUGUGUGUGUGUGUAAGUGCAUCCCUGCUAAAGAAUUGAGGAUGUUGUGUGUGUGUGUGUGUGUGUAUAUACACACACACACACAUCAAUAAAGGGAGGGCAAAAAUGACAGCACUGGAUUAAGGAAUCAUAAAUUAUACUAUACUGUAAUGCCCUCACUAACAUAGUAAAGUGAACACGCAUGUGUAUGUAUGUAUGUGUGUGUUUUCUGGUCAGUGGUUUGAGUGUCUCUGUAUGCCCCAAAACACUGCAACAGUCUUCAUCCUCUGCCUAAACCCCAGUACUGCUGCUCUCCUCAUCAUCAUGGCUGCUUCACUGAACAAUUGAACAUUUGACACUGUAAAAAAUAUAGUGGUAGUUUUAGACUACAGAUGCUGUAGAUUCUUCUACUUCAGAUUCAGAGCUGUGGAACAGGAAUUCUAUUGGCGCCUGUGCUCUCUGCUGAAGUGAAUUGGUUAUGCUGUACAGUUUCCACAGGAUUCUACAGCGUUUAAACCAUUUGAGUGCUAUUUGGGUUCAAGAAUGGCUAGUAGGUCUGUACUAGGACACUGACUGGUGUGUCUGUGGUAGAAUGGGAUCCAGUCACAGGGUUGUACUGUGAGAUUACAGGAAGGGGUGCCAAAGCUAAAACAAGGACAAACUGGAAACACACGGCCACAAUUCUACUGGAGCAAAACACUGCUCUGAACUAAGAGAUUUCACAACUUAAACUGCAUGAUGAACAAAAAAAAAAACACUGAAAGAAAACAAACAUAAAUGUUAGAACUCAAUAGAGCAUCCCGGAGUAUGAGCACUAAGACUACAGUCCUGGGUCAGGGUCCACAGUCAGGGUCCUGCCCGCUGGCCUGUGUGCUCAGGGUCCACAGUCAGGGUCUUGCCCGCUGGCCUGUGUGCUCAGGGUCCACAGUCAGGGUCCUGCCCGCUGGCCUGUGUGCUCACGGUCCACAGUCAGGGUCCUGCCCGCUGGCCUGUGUGCUCAGGGUCCACAGUCAGGGUCCUGCCCGCUGGCCUGUGUGCUCAGGGUCCACAGUCAGGGUCCUUCCCGCUGGCCUGUGUGCUCACGGUCCACAGUCAGGGUCCUGCCCGCUGGCCUGUGUGCUCAGGGUCCACAGUCAGGGUCCUGCCC